AUGUGGAAUUCAUAUCAAUUUAUUCCAACUCCUGGUUCCUCCUCAUCUGAUCUUUAAAAAUAUGGUAAAUUAAUCCCUUAAUUGUAGAUAGAUGCACUCAUAAAGGAAAAAAAAAAAAAAAAUUUUAUGAUAGCUCAAAACUUGAAUUUUGGAUUUACAAGAAAAUUAAUUGUGAGCUAUAUAAUAGUGUGGUUAUUCAAAAUCAGAAAGAAUUUUAUAUAUGA
Messenger RNA from Paramecium pentaurelia, 224 nucleotides. Lineage: Eukaryota; Ciliophora; Oligohymenophorea; Peniculida; Parameciidae. The record is from the annotation of a GenBank genome assembly.